GUAAACUAGUAGUAGUAGUAUUGGUAGUAGUAAUAGUAGUAUUAGGCGGAGCCGGCUCGAAGUCGUCCGGGUGGAACGUAUCUCCUCCGUGCUGGUUUCCCUCCGGUUGCCUUUGACGGUCACACCGGCUGCUCACCGGAUGUUGACGCAGUCACGUUGCUGUUCGGAGUUGUGCGCGAGUCCUCAUCGAUGUGUUCAUUUACCCGCGAGACGUUCACACAAAACGUGUCAUAAUUCCACCGGGAUGUCGGCGUCGUUGGUCCGAAGAGGACUGGAGCUGCUCAACAGUGACGUCAAAGAUGUCAGUGAAGCGAAGAAGAAGAAGAGGACGACGAAGCAGCAGCAGCAGAAGAAGAAGCAGCAGCAGACCCCCGGCUCCUCCACCGUGAUGCAGCUGGUGAGCACCAGGCGGCAGGGGGUCACGCGGCAGGUGAAGCGGCUGCAGGGCCGCCUCGGGGCCGGAAAGAGCAAAGCCACCGUCAAAGACAAGAGGAUCAAGUCUGCAGUGGAGGAGUUCAGGAAGAACCAGAGGAAGAGUCACAUGACCGAUAACCUCAAGUACUUCAUGGCAGACAGCAACAAAACACCCGACUCUGACACUGUGAAGAUCCAGAACCACAACCUGGGGCGGCAGUCGAGGAGUCGCCGGGAGCCGCCGGCCAGGAAGGCGGAGAAGGCGACGUCUCUGUUCACGGAGGAGGAGUUCCAGCAGUUCCAGAUGGAUUACUUUGGCAGGACUGUCGAGGGGAAGAAAUGAAGCGCACCGGUAAAAACACAGAGACACUUGAGGCCUCGCAGGAAACGGGGAGCUGCUGCUGACAACAUCAAGAGCCACCAGGCUCUCAGUGACGUACGUGCACAACGUGCACUACGUUUCUGAUUCAAACGCACUGAUCUCCUUCUGGGGUCCAGUUCUUCUCGUGUUCAAAUGGAAAGUAAAAUAGUCGUGUUAGUUUUCUUGCGUGGACGACAAUCCAAAGACUUCCUGUAGACUCUGUUCCUGUUAUAAAUACCGCCCCUGAAUGAGUGUCAUGAUGAACCAACUAAACGGAAAUAAACAGUGCAAACUGAA
Pungitius pungitius (ninespine stickleback) is the source of this 1072-nucleotide messenger RNA. It is a transcript of the gene rps19bp1, whose product is annotated as ribosomal protein S19 binding protein 1. Gene Ontology annotation, cellular component: nucleolus. The record is from RefSeq and is a predicted model, not a curated record. The coding region runs from base 140 to 757 and encodes 205 amino acids. The transcript has 4 exons. Gene Ontology annotation, molecular function: enzyme binding. Lineage: Eukaryota; Metazoa; Chordata; Actinopteri; Perciformes; Gasterosteidae.